GGUAUAUACAUCGUGAUUUGCAAGCUAUAAAAAAUGGGGCUAAACAGAAUGGUUUUACAUAUACAGGAAAUCCUGUUUUACCUGGAUUUAAAAAAAUAGAUGAACCAGGUACUAUUAUAUCUGUUAUAUUAAAACUUGAAGAUGGACAAAUAGCUUUUGGUGAUUGUGUGGAUGUAAUAUUUACAGGUACAGCAGGAAGAGAUGAAAUAUUUAAUGCAGAACAUCAUAUAGAUUAUGUUAUUAAAGAAAUUUCACCUAAACUUGUUGGAUGUCAAUUAAAUAACUUUAGGUAUCUUGCUUAUGAAUUCGAUAAUAUUUAUGAUAAAAAUAAAAAAAUACAUACAGCAAUACGAUAUGGAGUUACUCAAGCAUUAUUACAUGCUGUCUCAUUAUCAUUAAAUUGUACAAUGGCAGAAGUUAUUUCUUCAGAAUAUAAAAUUAAUCUUGCAAAUAAAUCGAUACCAAUAUUAGCAUCCUGCAAUAGAGAUGAUUUUAUGCAGAUUGAUAGAAUGAUUAUUAAAAAAGUAGAUUUGUUACCACAUGCUUCAUUUACAGACGUAAAUAAACAUAUUGGAUUAAAAGAUGUUUAUGGAACAGUGGGAGAAUUAUUUAAAAUGGAUUUUGAUUUAAUAUCUGAUUAUUUAGGUGAACUUCAAAAAGCUACUUUUCCUUAUGACCUUCUUAUAGAAUCACCUAUCAUAGCAAAAAAUCAACAAGAACAAAUUUUGGGAUUUAAAAAAACAAAAGAAUUGUUAGAUAAAAAAGGAUUUAAAGUAUCGUUAAUUGCUGAUGAAUGGUGUAAUACUUUUGAUGAUAUUAAAUUAUUUACAGAUGAGAGGGUUUGUGAUUAUAUUCAAAUAAAAGUACCAGACCUUGGUGGCAUUAAUAAUACUAUUGAAGCAAUACUUUAUUGUAAAAAAAACAGAAUCAAAGUUUGUCUUGGUGGCAGUGCUAAUGAAACUGACCAAUCUUCUCGCAUAACUUCACAUAUUGCUCUUGCAUGUAAUCCUGAUUUUCUAUUAUCUAAACCUGGUCUUGGAGGAGAUGAAGGUGUUAUGAUAUUAAGUAAUGAAAUGUCUCGUACACUUACAAUAUUAAACGAAACAGGACAACAACAGUAA
Messenger RNA from Dentiscutata erythropus, 1121 nucleotides. Lineage: Eukaryota; Fungi; Glomeromycota; Glomeromycetes; Diversisporales; Gigasporaceae. The record is from the annotation of a GenBank genome assembly.